Messenger RNA from Komagataella phaffii GS115, 1086 nucleotides. RefSeq lists its product as hypothetical. Gene Ontology annotation, biological process: late endosome to vacuole transport via multivesicular body sorting pathway. The transcript has a single exon. The record is from RefSeq and is a predicted model, not a curated record. Gene Ontology annotation, cellular component: multivesicular body. NCBI's taxonomy places the organism in Eukaryota, Fungi, Ascomycota, Pichiomycetes, Pichiales, Pichiaceae. Bases 1 to 1086 code for a protein of 361 amino acids.
AUGUCAGAAAUUCCUGAAAUCCCGGAAUCGAUUUCCAAACUAGUGGGUCCUCUGCUGAAACGGGCGUCUGAAGUGAAACUUGUGGACCCUGCUGUGGCUUAUUUUUGUCUACUCCAUGCCGCUGAAUCUAUACUAAAUAAAGGAUUGCACCAAACAUCCGAUGAAGUGGCCAAGUUCGCCAUGACGUUGUUGGAUCUGGUUGAAAAAACGAAGUCCGAGGCUUCGGAAGAUCUUUUGGAACUGUUCAAUAACCAAGAAGCAGGAUUCCUACACACAGAACAGUUUGCUGUGGCUGUCUUCAACAAGGCAUUCUUGGACGUGCGAAAUAAGACAACCACCAAGGCUACUAUAGAUAAAUUCAGGGCAAGCUUGGUGUUUUUCGAUUUGUUGAAUCUUUGGGAUUUUCCCUUAUCUGAUGAAACUCUUAUGAAGGUUAAAUAUGCCAAAUAUCAUGCUGCAAGAAUCUUGAGAGCUUAUAAAGCCGGUCAGGAUCCUAAUGAUUACGUGCUAGACUCCCAAUCCAAUGAUGAUAUUCAAGAGGAGUCAAUUGAUACCACUAAUCAGAACAACCAGACUAAAGAAGAUACCAAGCCUGUGUUGUCCAUCAGUUCUCCGGAGCAUUCUCCCGAUCUCCAAGGAAAAUCUCCUUCCCCAGAUUUACCAUCUCCUCCAAAGUUUAUAAAAGACAACCAGAACAUUGUUGGUGACUCAGCCCUUCCUUCGGCUCCUACUUUUAUCAAAGGCGAUGACGCAAUGUUUCCCAAGACACCAUCGUUUAUUGAUGAUUCCAACAACUCGAAAAAGACAGAAAACAUUCCUGAAGAGGCUCGAGCCCCUUCAGCCCCAAUAAUCCCUAAAUCUCCCACUGCAGUUAAACCUAUGUCCAGUCCGGCUUUUCCUAAAACAAAGAAACAGUCUCAUUUGGGUGCACAAGAUAUAAAGGAAAUACUAGACACCGAGGAAUCCAUAACCAAAGCUCAAAAACACGCCAAGUAUGCCAUAUCAGCAUUGAACUACGAGGAUAUUUCCACUGCAACUAAAGAACUAGAGCUUGCUCUGAAGCUUCUAAAGUCGCUUAGUCAAUAA